Molecule: messenger RNA, 9090 nt
Organism: Salvelinus namaycush (lake trout)
Lineage: Eukaryota; Metazoa; Chordata; Actinopteri; Salmoniformes; Salmonidae
Gene: kalrnb
Product: kalirin RhoGEF kinase b
Exons: 49
Cellular component (GO): cytoplasm
Molecular function (GO): protein binding; guanyl-nucleotide exchange factor activity
Source: RefSeq, a predicted model, not a curated record
AUGAAUCCCGGGGACCCUGCCCAAACCGGACCCGGUGAAGCCGGUCAGGACGGGUUGGCUAAAGCAGGUGGUGCGCGGGGGGAGGGGGUGAGAGCGGUGGAUGUGCUGACAGUUCUGAGGGAAAAAGUGGCCUUUGUUUCAGGGGGGAGGGACAAGAGAGGCGGGCCCAUCCUCACCUUCCCAGCGCGGACCAAUCAUGACCGAGUGAAACAGGAGGAUCUAAGCAGACUGGUCACCUAUCUGUCCACCAUACCCAGUGAUGACGUGCGUGCCAGGGGCUUCACGGUGGUCGUAGACAUGCGUGGUUCUAAGUGGGAGAGCGUCAAGCCGUUGCUACGGACACUCCAGGAGGGGUUCUCCGCCCACAUUCACACGGCCCUCAUCAUCAAACCAGACACCUUCUGGCAGAAACACAAGACCAACCUGGGCAGCGCCAAACUCACCUUUGAGACCAGUCUAGUGUCGGUGGAGGGCCUGUCCAAGCUGGUGGACCCGUCCCAGCUGACCUCUGACCUGGGCGGUUCUCUGGAGUAUGACCAUGUGGAGUGGACGGAGCUACGGCUGGGCCUGGAAGAGUUCUCAGGGGCUGCUGGGCAACUGCUGGCCCAGCUAGAGCAGCUGGAGGCUGGGCUGACCCGCGUAGGCGAGCCCCAGGGUGUGGAUGAGGCCCGCAAGCUGCUAGAGGAGCAUGGCCGACUACGUACCACCGUUGCCACGGCUCCCAUCGAUGCCAUCGACCGUGAGGGGCGAAGCUUGCUCCAGCGCAUUAACCAAGGUUACGGAAGCUGGUUGUCGGGCGGGGCUGAUUUCCAGAGUGUAGCUCCGAAGGUGGCCGCCCUGCUGGAGAGGCUGCAGACUGCCAGGACACACCUGCAGCAGAGCUGGACCGAACGGAAAGCACACCUAGACCAGACCUUACAGCUGCAUCUAUACGAACAGGACGCUGCCAAGAUGUCUGAGUGGAUAGCCCACAGUAAGGAUCUGUUCCUGCAGAGUCAGACAGAGGUUGGCCUCAACCACCAGCAUGCCCUGGAACUCCAGACCCAGCACCAGCACUUCACCAUCAACUCUAUGAACGGGAGUGUGAACGUGGACGGGGUGGUCUCCGUGGCGAUGCAGCUGUGUGAGGGGUGUCACUACGGAGCGGAGCGGAUCGCGUGUGUCUCGUCACGGCUACAGGAGGACUGGAAAGGGCUGACGUCAGUGCUGGAGGAACGCAGCAACACACUGGUCAUGUCCACCGACUUCCACCAGGGGGCAGAACAGUUCCUGGGGCGUGUGGAGGGCUGGUGUGAGGCGUGUGCUGACGACUCGUUGUCGGCGGAGAUGGCAGAGCUGGAGGCGUCCAUACAACAACACCAGACGCUCUACGAGGAGAUAACAUCAGCCUACACACAGGUCAGUGAGAGCGGUAAAGCCCUAUUGGAAGUGCUUCAGCGUCCGACGGAGCCUGACGAGUCUGGGUUACCAGCUUCAACCACUGACUUCACAGCCGCAACGCACGGCAUCAUGGAAGUUCUCCACGAGGUCAUGCAGGGUCACCAGCAUGUCGAAGGGGCGUGGCAACACCGCAAGCUCCGCCUACACCAGCGUCUGCAGCUGUGUGUGUUCCAGCAGGACGUACGGCAGGUUCUGGACUGGGUGGAGCAGCAUGGAGAGGUGUUUCUCAAUAAGCACACCGGUGUGGGGAAGAGCCUCCACCGAGCGCGAGCACUGCAGAAACGCCACGACGACUUUCAACAGGUGGCCCAGAACACCUAUACCAAUGCUGAGAAGCUGCUGGAGGUGGCAGGCCAGCUGGCCCAGUCAGGGGAGUGUGAGGAGGGGGAGAUCUACUCUGCUGCUGGGGACCUGGAGCUCCGCAUGCAGGCCUUCAUACAGAGAGUAGAGCAGAGGAAGCUACUGCUGGACCUCGCUGUCUCCUUUUACACACACACCAAAGAGCUGUCAGUGUGGAUGGAGGGUCUCCAGAGGCAGAUGGCGGGGGAGGUGUGUGUGUGUCCUGACUCAGUGGAGGCUCUACAGGCUCUUAUCAGCCAGCAGCAGCAGCAACAAGCCAACACACAGGACGCCUCGCUCUCUGUCAUCAGGGAGGGAGAGGACCUCAUUCUACAGCUCAGGUAAACACACACACACAUUCUGUACUUGCCCCAGGGCAGUUCAGUGGGCCAUGUGGAGUCAGUGCUGCAGUCAUUGGAGGAGGCCCAGGUCCAGCUGGAGGAGCUGUUCCACCAGAGGAAGAUCAGGCUGGACGUCUAUCUGCAGCUACGCAUACUACAGCAGUGUUCUCUGGAGGUGUCAGGGGAGAUGGAGGCGUGGAAGCAGGACCUCCAGAAGCAGGCCCAGGACAUCACCACAGAGAAGCUAACGCUAGCACAACCGCGGCUACAGCGCAUACACAGACACAUGGAGCGACGGCUAGCCAUGAACAACAUGACCUAUGAGGUCGUACAGCAGGGUCACGACCUUCAGCAAUACAUCACCGAAGUACAGUCCUCAGGUAUUCAGCUGACGGCUGAGGGGGAGACUGAUCUGUCCUCUCAGGUGGAGGGGCUCCAUCAGCUUCUACAGGACAAGCAGAAGGAGCUGCACCAGAUAGUCGAACACACACACACAUACCUGGAGCAAGGCUUGCAGCUACGCCACCUACAGAGUCAGGUCAACCAGGUGCUGGGCUGGAUCAGUGAAGGAGAGGUGAUGUUGUCUUCCUGUAUGGUGAACUCCAGCUCUCUGUCCGAGGCUGAACAGCUACAGAGAGAACAUGAGCGCCUCCAACAGGCCAUAGAGUCUCUGCUUCAUGCUGACUCUCUCCAGAGGACCCACCAGGUGGCGCUGGCGCUGCAGCAGCGGGCAGAGCUGCUGGUGAGGGCGGGCCACUACGACCCAGAGGCAGUGAGGGCGUGUGCCCAGACGGUGGCGCUACACUGGCAGACCCUGAUGCUGCGGAUGGAGGACCGCCUCAAACUGGUCAACGCCUCCGCAGCCUUCUACCGGACCUCACAACAGGUAUGUGGUGUGUUGGAGAGCCUGGAACAAGAGUAUCGUAGGGACGAGGACUGGUGUGGUGGCGGAGAGAGGCAGGGGAGCAGGGGCCAGCCGGAGCACCUCAUUCCCCUCAUCAACAAACACAUGGAACAGAAAGAAGCCUUCCUCAAGGCAUGCACCCUGGCCAGACGCAACGCAGAGGUCUUCCUCAAGUACAUCCACCGCAACAGCGUUACUAUGGCAACUAUCUCCGGGCACAGUGCAGGAGCAGAGGUCACUGGUCACUCCCGUGUGCCCGAGCAGCAGGUCAAAGGUAUCCUCAGUGAGCUCCUGCAGAGGGAGAACAGGGUUCUACAUUUCUGGACUCUGAAGAAGCGUCGUCUGGACCAGUGUCAACAGUAUCUGCUGUUCCAGAGCCACACCCAACAGGCGUUGGAUUGGCUGCAGCAGAGUGGUGAGCACUACCUGUCCAUUCACACAUCGCCAGGGGCAACCAGUGCAGAGACCCAGGACCUGCUGGCUCAACACAGGGAAUUCUGCAUCUCGGCUAAGCACACUCAGGAGAAGGUGCACCUGCUGAUCCAGCUGGCAGAGAGCAUGCUGGGUAAGGGCCACUCCCACAGGGUGGAGCUACGGAGGUGUGUGUCGACGGUGGACAAGCGCUACCGAGAGUUCUCCAUGCGCAUGGGCCAGUACCGGAACACACUGGAGACUGCACUGGGAGGCUGCACACAGGACAAUAAGGACCUGGAACUGGAGCUCAUCCCCAACAGCCUCUCUGACUCUGACCCCGAAGUGAACCUGAACGACCCCAACCACGAGGUCAGUGACGAGAAGAGGAGGACGGCCAGGAAGAAAGAGUAUAUCAUGUCAGAGCUUCUCCAGACAGAGAGGGUGUAUGUGAAGGAUCUGCAGGAGUGUAUUGAUACCUACCUGUGGGAGAUGACCAGUGGCUCUGAAGAGAUCCCCAGCAGGAUCGCCAACAAGGAUGACGUUGUCUUUGGGAACAUCCAGGACAUUUAUGAGUUCCAUAACAGUAUUUUCCUGAAGGAGCUGGAGAACUACGAACAGCUACCUGAGGAUGUGGGUCACUGCUUCGUCACCUGGGCAGAUAAGUUCCACAUGUAUGUGACGUAUUGUAGAAAUAAACCAGACUCCAGCCUUCUGAUCCAGCAACAUGGGACAGGCUUCUUUCAGGAGGUCCAGAGGAGGCAUGGUCUUGCGAACUCCAUCUCCUCAGCGCUCAUCAAGCCGGUUCAACGCAUCACCAAGUACCAGCUCCUUCUCAAGGAGUUGUUGGCGUGUUGUGAGGAGGGAAAAGGCGAGAUCAAGGAGGGUCUGGACGUCAUGCUGAGCGUUCCAAAGCGAGCCAACGAUGCCAUGCAUGUUAGCAUGCUAGAGGGUCUGGAGGAGGGCUUGGAGGUGCAGGGAGAGCUGCUCCUGCAGGAUACCUUCCAGGUGUGGGAUCCUAAAUCCCUUAUCAGGAAAGGCCGGGAACGCCACCUGUUCCUGUUCGAGCUCUCGCUGGUCUUCAGUAAAGAGAUAAAGGACUCCUCCGGACGUACCAAGUACCUCUACAAGAGCAGGCUGAGGACGUCAGAGUUGGGGGUGACAGAGCACAUUGAGGGGGACCCCUGUAAGUUUGCUCUGUGGGUGGGCCGUACCCCCACCUCGGACAACAAGACCGUACUCAAGGCCUCAUCUCUGGAGCUGAAGCAGGAGUGGGUGCGUAACGUGCGUCAGGUGAUCCAGGAGAGACGUGGCCAUCUGAGAGGAGCGCUGAGGGAGCCCAUCCCCCUCCCCAAGACCCCCGCCCCCACCCUGGUCCGCACGCGCAGCAUCAACAGGAGAGACACCAAUGAGGAUGCAGACAGCCUGGGAGAUGCCAGCAGCCAGCCGGACACCGUCUCCAUUGCCUCCCGCACCUCUCAGAACACAGCAGACAGCGACAAGCUGUCCGGUGGCUGUGAGUUGACCGUGGUCCUGUUGGACUUCUCGGCGGGCGGGGCCGAGGAGCUGAGUGUUCGUUGCGGUCAGACCGUGGAGCUAGUGGAGCGGUCCAGUGAGCGAUCGGGCUGGUGUCUGGUCAGGACCACAGACCACACCCCUCCACAGGAGGGCCUGGUACCCAUGACUGCCCUCUGCCUUUCCCACUCCCACAGCGCUGACAUGGACGGCUUGAUGCCUGCCACCACCAACACUGCCACCGCUGGGAAAGAGCCCAGCCCUGUAGGUUCAGAGGUCAGAUCAGACUCUGUAGCGUCUCUCCAGUCCCAGACGUCCCUGGGCUCCGGUCCUGGCGGUGUGUCCGUCAGUUCCCCCGGUGGAGUGUCUAUUGGUUCUCCUGGUGUGAACGUGGGCUCCCCGGGGCCCAAGCGGAGUGGUUCCGGUACUGGGAACACGUUGAAGCGCUGGCUGACCAGCCCAGUGAGGAGAUUAAGCCAGGGCAAAGCCGACAGCCAGGGGAAAAAACCUCCACUACGCACCAGGAGACGAGACAACCGGCCCGAGCUAGUCACGCCGCUCACCGCUAACACACACCUGAAGGGGAAGAGCCGUGAAGACUCUGUCCAGAGUGGAGGAGAGGAGGAGCUGGAGGAGGAGCCACACACGCCCCUCCCACCUCCCAUGGAGAUCAUUAAAGAUAGCAACGACCCUGAGGACUCAGAGGGCUCCAACCAGUCAGACACAGAGCAGAAGAACAAAGCCAUGAGAGGCCGCAUGUUUGUGGUUAAUGAAAUGGUGCAGACUGAGAAGGAUUAUGUGAAAGACCUUGGUGUCAUCGUGGAGGGGUUCAUGUCGAGGUUGGAGGUGAAAGGGAUUCCAGAGGACAUGCGGGGGAAGGACCUGAUAGUAUUUGGUAACAUCCAUCAGAUUUACGACUGGCACCAGGAGUUCUUCCUGGUUGAGUUGGAGAAAUGUUUGCAGGACCACGACCGACUGGCAGAGCUCUUCAUUAAACAUGAGAGGAGGCUGCACAUGUAUGUGGUCUACUGCCAGAAUAAGCCCAGGUCAGAGUUUGUCGUGGCGGAAUAUGAGACCUUCUUUGAGGAGGUGCAGAGAGAGAUCAGCUGUAGGAUGUCCAUCAGUGACUUUCUCAUCAAACCCAUCCAGAGAAUCACCAAGUACCAGCUACUGCUCAAGGAUUUUCUGAAGUACACUUCUAAAGCAGGGAUGCACUGUGAGGAGAUCGAGAGAGCGGUGGAUCUGAUGUCUCUGGUACCCAAACGCUGUAAUGACAUGAUGAACCUGGGACGCCUGCAGGGUUACGAGGGGAAGCUGACGAGCCAGGGCAAGCUGCUGCAGCAGGAGACCUUCUGUGUGUGGGAGCAGGACGGAGGAGUUCUUUCCCGCAGUAAAGACAGACGCGUCUUCCUCUUCGAGCAAAUCAUCAUCUUCAGUGAGCUGCUCCGUAAAGGGUCCUCUCCACCUGGCUAUCAGUACAAGAAGAGCAUCAAGGUGAGCUACCUGGCCAUGCAGGAGUGUGUAGAGGGGGACCCCUGUAAGUUUGUUCUGUCAUCUCGGGGGUCCGCAGAGCGUUUCACCCUGCAGGCAGCCAGCCCCUCUGUCAAACAGCUGUGGGUCUCCCACAUCACUGAGCUACUGGACACACAGAGCAACUUCCUGUCUGCUCUGCAGUCUCCUAUAGAGUACCAGAGGAAGGAGGGUGGGGGAACAAACCUCCUCACCCGACCCCCCUCGGGCUUCGGCCCCAAAGCAUCGGGCCGACCCCCCUCUGUGCCCCCCACCCCUAACGGACACAACACACACACACAGGCAGACGGCGAGGCACAGGACGACGAGCUGGUGCUGGUGAUCCAGGACUUCAGUGCGGUGCGUGAGGAUGAGAUCACGGUACUUCGCGGGGAACGGGUCCAGAUUCUGGCAUCCAACCAACAUGGCCAGUGUCUGGUCUACCGACCGGCCAACACAGAGUCUCCACCUGCAGAGGGCUGGGUGCCGCGCAGCGUCCUGUUCAACCACUAACUACCAGUUAGAACCAGUCAGAACCAGUUUAGAACCAGUUAUAAACAGUUACACACAAACAGGAUGCCUUCCCCAUAACCAGUUACGGCCCAGUUACACUUCACUGAUGCCAGUAAGACCCAGUACCAAUCACACACAUCUGUUAUUAGUUACUGGUCCCAAACAGUUACACAUAGUUAAAACUAGUUAGAUCAGUUACAUACAGUCAGCUGCCCCUGUUAAACCAAUCACACACACGUAGCAAACAUCCUCAACAACCGGUAGCAACCAUGAACACUAGUGACCAACUACUGUAGUUCCUCACACUGGUGAAAAGAGGCCAGAGAGCUGCAGGUCCAGACAGGGGGAUUUGAGGUGAAUGGACACACAGUAUGCCUAUGGAACAUCCCAACUGAUGAGGUCACUAAUGGCUGCAGCCUAUGGAACAUCCCAACUGAUGAGGUCCAACUGAUGAGGCCACUGAGGGCCGCUGCCAACUGAUGAGGUCACUAAGGGCUGCUGCCUUUGGAACAUCCCAACUGAUGAUGCCACUAAGGGCUGCUGCCUUUGGAACACCCAAACUGAUGAGGCCACUAAGGGCUGCUGCCAACUGAUGAGGUCACUAAGGGCUGCUGCCUUUGGAACAUACAAACUGAUGAUGUCACUAAGGGCUGUUGCCUUUGGAACAUCCAAACUGAUGAGGUCACUAAGGGCUUCUGCCUCAGUCAUUCCGGAACUCUGGGAUUCUAGAAUAAAACAACACUGAGAACAGCUGUCAGAGACUCUCCCACCUCAUUAAGGAACCAGACUCAAGUGGAGGGUCAAAGGUAAAAUAUAUCGGCCAACAAGAUCUGCUGGAGACAAGCAAGAAAUUACGUUGUAAUAAUGGUUGUUUUUACAUAUCGGUGAAAAAACAUAGUGUCAGCACGUGAUGUUUCUGCUUUCAUGUCAUGGGGGUCAAAAUAAAUGGACUGAACCCUCACCCACCCACCCACCCCAACCCAUGACCCCGGUGAGGUGACAUCAUUUCCUGUUUGUUAAUAUGUGUAAAAGAAAGCGAAAGUCUCACCACGUAAAUAGAGCUCUGAGCGCAUUAUGAAGUAUAUAUAGUUCUUAUAUGAUUAAUAUAUUCUGUUUUUCACCUGAAUAGAAAACAGAGAGAAGAGAAGUAUUGUCACGUUAACGUCUGUAUGUGUGUGUGCGUGUUUGCGCGUGUGUGUGCGUGCGUUUGUGUACGAGUGCUUGCAUGUAUGGUUUGUGCGUGUGUGUGCGUAUGUGUGUGUGUGUGUGUGUGUGUGUGUGUGUGUGUGUGUGUGUGUGUGUGUGUGUGUGUGUGUGUGUGUGUGUGUGUUGGUGGUCCUUUGGGUUCUGUUUGUAUUGAAUAGAAACCCCUGUGUUCUCUGUGUUUUUUCACUGAUCAAUCCCUGUUUAAUUCCUGUGUCCCUUUGAUGUGGUUUCCUGUUCCUGUAGAGCUGCUGUUGGGCAGUGUGAAGGACUCAAGAGUGUGCAUCCUCAUACUUUUAAAUGUAACCCAGAGUUUGAACCGUAAUAUUAUGCAUUCUUUGGAAAAUAUGUAAAUAAUAUUUUACAGACAUGUACAUGAUUUAACAGGGCAAAAGGGAGCUGGGGAACACACCAGUCCAACUCCUUCAUGUUAAACAGAAACCUUGCCGCCAUAUUGGAUUUUCAGGUUUUAACUAACUGCUGAACUAGUUAACCCUUCAACUCUCCCCUGCUCAGGGUAAAAGUUGCCCUUCAGCACAGAUCUAGGAUCAGGUUACUCUCUCCCCAAUCUGACCUUAACCGUGAGGAGAAACACUAAACUGACCCUAGGUCAGUGUCUGGGGUAACUUCUAAUCCUGGUUUGUAUCUGCAGUGGCAGCAUUGCUGCCUAUAGCUUCAUACUACACAGGUUAUACAGGCUCUGGGCAAAACUCAAAAGACAUCAUAUUCCCCAUGUAGUGCACUACUUUUGCCUGAAGCAGUACACUAUAUGGGGAGUAGGGUGGGAUUUGGGACCUAGACCCUCUUAGCCAUACAGGUUAUUAUACAGUGAUGUGUACAUACAAAAUGGCUGCUAUCUCACCUCUAUGAGUUCUGUAUGGUGGUUUGUAAUAAAGACCAUUUUUCAUCUCUGAA